Molecule: messenger RNA, 1901 nt
Organism: Ruditapes philippinarum (Manila clam)
Lineage: Eukaryota; Metazoa; Mollusca; Bivalvia; Venerida; Veneridae
Product: cytochrome P450 4c21-like
Exons: 12
Coding region: 171-1706 (511 amino acids)
Molecular function (GO): oxidoreductase activity, acting on paired donors, with incorporation or reduction of molecular oxygen; iron ion binding; monooxygenase activity
Source: RefSeq, a predicted model, not a curated record
UAAAUAUUUCUUUCAGCUCAGUGUCUAAUUGAUCUAUAACAUAUACUAAAAACAUUACAAAAGUUACUUCCCCUUUAUAUUGUACACCAUUUGUUUGCUAUAUAUUGAUACAGAUAAAUAUUUACAUUUUGAAAGAUAUAUAAUCUUGAUGAAAGAAGACCAAAAAUAAUAUGGAAGCAUUUAUUGAAUGGUACCAGCAUCUAGCCAGGAUUGUAACAUGGAGAGAUUUUCUUGUAGUGAUACUGGUUGCUAUGGUAACCAGAUGGUUGUAUAGAACUUUUAUCCAGCCAUUUCUUUCACCAUUAAGAAAGUUACCUGGUCGACCAUACAGACCUUUUGUUGGAAACAUGUUUGAGGCUCUCAAAGGGGAGGCAAUGACCACUGCAAUAAGAUGGUUGCGAAUGCAUCAUUGUCUGACAAUACGUUACUAUCAUUUUGGAGGAAGGGAAAGAGUGCUGACUGCUGAUCCAAAAGUUUUUCGUCAUAUCAUGGUGACUCAUGAAAAAAAUUAUAAAAGGGUCCCACCUCAGAGUCCAAUACUGAAAAUAAUGGGACAGGCAUUGUUCUUCCUUAGUGGAGAUAUUCAUCAUAGUGUGAGGAAAUUACUUAAUCCUGCUUUCAGUCUAAAGAUGCUAGAAAAUAUGAUACCUGUAUUUGAGACAAAGUCAAAGAAAGUUGUCACUCUAUGGAAGGAGAAAUUUGACCAAGCUUCCAGUGACACAGAUUGGAUAGAGUUCCCUGUCCAGGACUAUAUGACCAGAAUUGCUCUUGACAGCAUUUGUUUCACAGGCCUUGAUUUUGAUUUAGAUGCCAUAGGUCAGCCUGAUUCGUCAGGGGUGCAGAUAUUAAACAAAUACCUUAGACAAGUUGGAGGUGCAAGUUUACUGGCAUCUCUCAUUCCAUUUUACAACUCGUUGCCACUUCGUGUAAACAAGGAACGAUGGAGGGAGGAAGCUUAUAUUAAAUCUCUCAUCAACUCUAGGAUAAGUGAUAAACGUCAACAGUAUAAGGAUUGUGAUGAAUCAGCAGUAAAUGAAGCACGUGAUUUUCUAUCCCUCCUUGUAUUGGCACGUGAUGAAGAAGGAAGAUCUAUCCCAGAUGACUUGGUGUUUGAAAAUGUUGCAGGCUUGUUAUUUGCAGGCUUUGAUACUACAAGCAUCACCCUGACAUGGACCAUGUUGCACCUGGCCAGCUACCCAGAGGUUCAGGAGCAUGCAAGGAAGGAGGUUCAGGGCGUGAUCCCGAAUAACUGUGAUAAUAUCACGCAUGAUAUGCUGGAUCAGUUACAGUAUUUACAUUGUGUGAUCAAAGAAACACAAAGAUUAUAUCCAGUUGUGUCCAACACUACAAGAGAGGCACUAUCAGAUGAUGUAAUAAAUGGUCUACAUAUCCCUGCUGGUACAAAGGUGGUGCUUCAUCUGGGUGCUCUACAUAGGAUGGAAGAGAAUUGGGAAAAUCCUGAGAAAUUUCUCCCAGAACGUUUCAUGGAGGACACGGAACCGUACAAACACUUGCCAUUUAUUGCUGGGCCACACAUGUGUAUAGGGCACAAGUUUGCUAUGCUUGAGAUGAAGAUGGUGUUGUCAAGUCUACUGAGAGAGUUUGAAUUCAGUCUUGUACCAAAUUACAAGUUUAAAAGAAUUCAAGCAUUGAGUGUGAAACCAAAGCCUCCACUUGUUCUAAAUGUAAGAAGAAUACAAAAUUGAUAGGGAGAAAUAUGUUUGCUGUGUGUCUGAUAUUAUAAUACGUGAUUAAUUUAUAUAUAUUAACAAUUUUAUAAUAUAUUUUUGUAUUUUGUUUUUAAUACUUUUUUAUUGCACCAAUGAAUAUAAACAUGGAUAUUAUAGUAUGUACAGUUGAGGGUUAAAUAAUGAAUAAAUGUUAUGAGAAGUAAUGGAUUA